Aethina tumida (small hive beetle) is the source of this 1265-nucleotide messenger RNA. Its product is annotated as meiotic recombination protein DMC1/LIM15 homolog. Gene Ontology annotation, cellular component: nucleus; condensed nuclear chromosome. Gene Ontology annotation, biological process: DNA recombinase assembly; DNA repair; mitotic recombination. NCBI's taxonomy places the organism in Eukaryota, Metazoa, Arthropoda, Insecta, Coleoptera, Nitidulidae. The coding region runs from base 114 to 1169 and encodes 351 amino acids. Gene Ontology annotation, molecular function: single-stranded DNA binding; ATP binding; ATP-dependent DNA damage sensor activity. The transcript is spliced from 4 exons. The record is from RefSeq and is a predicted model, not a curated record.
GUUCUGUUCAAAAAGAGCCAUUUUAAAACAGGGCUCUGAAUUGCAACGAACAGAUUCUUUUUGUGGUGCAAUUCAAAAAGAUUAUCCAAUUCAUUACUAACACAAAUCAAAAUAUGGAUGUAUCUGAAAUACAACUUGAUACCGCGGCCACGGUAGAAAAAGAUAUCGUAGAAUGCGAGGAGGGGCUGGAAGAGGAGGAAGAUAUAUUCUUUCAAGACAUAGAGAUGCUAGCAGAUCACAACAUCGCCAUGGAGGACAUAAACGAGCUCAAAAAGAUUGGGAUAAACACAAUAAAGGGAGUGCAAAUGAUCAUGCGCAGAAAAAUGUUGAAGCUCAAGGGAUUCACAGAAGAAAAGGUCAAUAUGAUUAAGGAAGCCUGUUGCAAAAUCGCAUUGGCUUCCAGUUUUAUGACCGCACUGGAAGUUUCAGAUCAGAGAAAGCAAGUGUUCAAACUGAGCACUGGAAGUAAAAAUCUAGACAAAUUGUUGAAUGGUGGUAUCGAAUCUAUGUCCAUAACGGAGGUUUUCGGUGAGUUUCGGACUGGAAAAACUCAACUUGCUCAUACGUUGUGUGUUACCGCCCAGAUGCCUGGACCCUUCGGUUAUAUUGGCGGAAAGGUCAUGUUUAUUGACAGUGAACAUACUUUCCGUCCUGACAGAUUGCGAUCAAUCGCAGACAGAUACGAUUUGGAUCAGAACGCAGUGCUGGAAAACAUUCUUUAUGCCAGAGCUUACAACUCGGAACACCAGUUCGAAUUACUCGACAGCGUGUCUGCAAAAUUCCACGAAGAGGCAGGUAUAUUCAAGCUGCUGAUUAUGGAUUCGGUGAUGUCCCUGUUCCGCGUCGACUUCGCCGGUCGCGGUGAAAUCGCCGAUCGACAGCAAAAGCUGGGCCAAAUGAUGUCGCGUUUGCAGAAAAUCAGCGAGGAGUACAACGUGGCCGUGUUCGUCACUAAUCAAGUGACCACCGACUUCAAUCCAGAAAACGUCGAUGAAGGUCCUAAACCCAUUGGAGGUACCAUUUUGGGUCACGCCUCCACUACCCGAUUGUCGUUGAGGAGGGUUAAGGGUAAUAAAAGGAUUGCUAAAAUUUAUGACAGUCCCGAUUUGGAAGAAAAGGAAGUUAUGUACGUAAUAACAAGUGGUGGAAUUGAUGAUCCUAAGGAAUAAGUUUUAAUAAUUUAUGCUCUAAGAAAACUUAAUUUUAAGAAAAAUAUAUUUUUCCUAUUGUAAAAACUACAACAUCAAUAAUACUGUAACAUUUAA